Messenger RNA from Besnoitia besnoiti, 4359 nucleotides. Its product is annotated as phosphatidylinositol n-acetylglucosaminyltransferase. The coding region runs from base 1 to 4359 and encodes 1452 amino acids. Gene Ontology annotation, cellular component: membrane; endoplasmic reticulum. The transcript has 2 exons. The record is from RefSeq and is a predicted model, not a curated record. NCBI's taxonomy places the organism in Eukaryota, Apicomplexa, Conoidasida, Eucoccidiorida, Sarcocystidae. Gene Ontology annotation, biological process: GPI anchor biosynthetic process.
AUGUCUCGCUGCUUCUCGCCCUUCCGCCUCUUUGUCCCCGUUGAGUUUCUCUCUUCUUCUUCAGGAUGGAUCGCGGGCUGGCAACUGGGCGAGAGGACGUGCGUGGUGGCUGCCCUGCUUCCGCCGCUGCCGCUUGACCUCGCCGCGCGCCUGCUCGCCCCUCAGAGAGUCCUGACGGCUGACUGGCCGCAGGAGAGAACGCCUGCGCAAGAGAGUUCUCGUGAAAAAAGAGCUGGAGCCGAAGGAGCGGGGAUCGUCGGCGGCGCGUUCGGAGGACGCCCUCGAGGCAACGGGGGAGGCAGUCGGGCGACGACCCGCGACGGCGCCAGAGACAGCCCAUGCGGCAGAGGCCUUCCGCCAGUGGCACACAUCCCUGCAGCGAAAGUGGGAUCGCCUGCGGCAUCCGUCCCCUCGCUGCUCGAGCUGGAAAGAAACGGAACGCGCGCUCGCGGCGGGGCUCCUCUUUGCAUUGUCGGGUGGUGGCGAGGCCUGGAAGACGCCGACCCGCCCGCGUCGGUCCGAGGUUGCGUUGCGCUCGGCGCCUGUCGCCAGCUGAGCGAGAGCCCAGAGUCUUCCUCGUCCUCCUCACAGCGCCAGGAGCCGACUGGCGAGGGGCGCGGGGGAAACACGGCGAGCCGUGGGCGUCCUCCGCAGGCCGGCGGUUCUGGCGCGAGUCGGCGCUUGUCUGUCGAGAGAGCAUUCUCCUGGGCUGUCGGGGGAUCUGUGUGGAUCGAGGUGUCGAUUCCCCCGGAAACGGGCCUUCCCUUUCCGGCUCUGUCGCGCCUGUUGCGCGGGCGUCUCGCAGGCGCCGCCACAUCUCGAGUUGCGUCUCCCCGCUCGCCUGUGGCCGGCUCACGUGUUUCCGAGGACGUUCCGUCGGGUGCACUCGCAGGCAGAGACGCUGCCUCGCUCUCUCCAGGCUGCUGCCUGUCUCGACAGGGAGGUAGUUCGACGGCCAUCCAAGUUUUCCUGUUUGAUUUGCCCUCGCACCACGGCUGUUCGCCCUGUGGCGGGGACGACGCCGGCGAUGACGCGGCGGGAUGGGACCUCGCGCCUUCGCAGCCUGUCUCUCCGCGGCGCUCGGGCGGCCUCUUCGCGCAAACCCGGCGCUUCACAGACGCCCUCCAGCGGCCUCUCCUGUGGAGCGAUGCCGCGCAGGGGAGGGGCUCGGACUCUUGCGAGAGCUCUGCGGCCGCGCACCAAGCGGGCUCGCCCCGCAGGCAGGCGCGGAGUGGCGCGGCGGAGACACAGGAAGGGCAAGGUCGCCGCAGGAAGGACGAGGAGGAGCGCGGAAGCGACGGGGCAGAGAGGCGCGAGGCGCAGGACGCCGAAGGCCUCGAAGCCAUUCUCUUCCACUUGCGUCGCGUGGCGAAAGUUGCCGCGGAUCUUUCGCAUGCGUUGAGCUGCUGGAGACGCGAAGAGCAGGCGCGUCGACGCCGGCUAGAAGGCCAGACGGGGCACGCAUGCCACGGGGCGCGCGAGACGAAGGAGGACUCGGGUAAGACGACAAGGCACCGAGAGCCAGGGUGUGCCCUUCACGCGUCUGCGAGGCGAUCUCCCCCUUUUUGGGCUCGUAGUCGCCGUGGAGAGGCGACGACGGAGGCGCACGGACGGGCAGCGGGGGGGGCGGCUUUUGGCCAGCGGCUGCACGCGUUCUCCUGCGUCCCGCUUCUUUCUUUCUUCCUCUGUUUUGAGUUCCUCUGGCGCAAUGUCGUCCUCUUCUUGUUCCCCCGGGCGGACCAGCGCCUGGCGCGCGCGCGCGGCCCCUGCACGCGUCCUCAGAAACGCUGGGGAGUCCAGGAAGGCAGUGCGCACGGCGACUCGACGGGCGCCGAGCCACAGACGCCGCAGCCUUUCUUUUGGGCAACGGCAGACCAUGUCCUCUCUUUGCUGUCUUCGCUGGCUGCGUGUGCGCCUCUGGUGAGGGGGUGGCGAUGCAGCGACUGCUGUACAGAUGCACGCGCUCUCGCGGCUGAAGCGCGAGAAACGGAGUCUGCAGGGGGCGAGUCGCCAAGGCGCCUCUGUACAUCUGCGGGAAGUUGGUCCGCGGCCCCAGGGCCCCCCCCCCCCAAGUGGGAGGCCUUCCUCUCAGGGACCCGGAGCCGUAGUCGCAUCUGUGGUGGGCGGCGACAGGACCCCUCGUUUUGCUCCUGCCGAGAGGCGGCCUUUGCGGGUCGUCCUGCUGAGCAUGGCGAGGGCUCCAGUUCCGGCGCGAUUUCUGCGACAGACGGCGUCCCAGCGGCUACGAGUGCAGGUCUGCGCUCUGAAGAGGGGCUCGACUGCUCGCCUGCGGGCUGUCUGGGGUGCGCCUUUUUCUCUUCUCUGUCGCCCGCAGAAGCCGACGAAAUGCUGUCGGCUCCCGCGCGCGCCUGCCGCAUCCCCAGGCAGGUCCCCUGGUACUCGUUCGUGGCGCCGCUGCGCGUUCUAGGCGUGGUGACCGGCGUGUCUCUGGAUCUCCUGAUUGGCCUGAUCGUUCCUCACUUGCUCGCUAUCCUCGUCACCGGGGUCGUCCUCCCUUCUGCGUGCUCUCCGCAGCGCCCUUUCUCGCCGCUGUCUCCUCUCGCGGCGACGCGGCCGGCCCGAGGAGACGAACUGUGUGGCAGACCCGACAUUCUCGCUCUUCUUUCAGAGGAAUUCAACCGUGCGAAGGCGUCGUUUCACUCCGCGCAGCUCGAUCCGGCGGAGUCCUGUCUGGUGCCUGCGUGGAAGUCUUCGUUUUCGGAACCCCUCUCUGUAUCUCCUUCUCUGGGUUCCCAAGCUCUGGAUGCGGCACACAGUCCCGGCGCCGGCGGAGACGUCGCUGGUCUCGCUGGCGCGGUUUUCGUCUUCCUCUCGUCUGUAUUCACCUUCUUCACCUCGGCAGGCAGCUGCCUCAUCCGCGGGCCUCCGCCGUCUCUGUUUGCGCUUUUCUCGCGCGCGUAUUGCUCUCUGCACCAGCAUCUGCUCUCUCCCCACGUGCGGUGGCUGAUGGACAACCCCGCGGGGUUCAAGUUCAACCCCAAUUUGACGAGUAUUCUCGGCUCCCUCAUUCUGACUACGUUUCACUACUGGAACGAAGCGGCCUCGGUGCUGUACGACAUCUACAUCGACCUUCGCGGCUCUAGCAGCGCCUCCUUCGCCUUGCCUCUGGCUGUCUUCUUCUUUCUUCUGAGCGCGCUCUGUGCUGCCUUGUCGCAAGUCGCCGCCUACCAGCGCGCUCUGUCCUUCCUUCAGACAGCUCUCUUCGGCGGAGGCGAGCCAGCUGACGGCGGCCAGAGGGAGGCGGCGUAUCUGCGUGCUGCACUUUGGCCGUUUUCGAGCGUUCUGUCGAGUUCCACAUGCCGAAAGGUCGCCGAGUGCAGCCUGCUGGCGCUGGAGGUCGUCCUCGGGUGGCGGGGUCCGACACGCGGGUGGGCUUGGGGCGGCGCCUUCUUCUUCGCUGCGGCCGCAGAUCUCCUUCUCUUUUCAACCGCGCACAUCUUUUACGUCUACGUGGUGUGCGCCAGGCUCAUGGAUGUCUCCCGUCGGUGCCUCUUUACUCUGUUCAGCAUGUUUCGGGGAAAAAAGUGGAACGUUCUGCGUCACCGGGAGGACACGCUAGAGUUUGAGCUGGAUCAGCUGCUGAUGGGGUGUGUGCUCUUCACCAUCAUCAUUUGCCUCUUCCCCACGGUCUUCAUCUUCUACGUCUCCUUCGCGGUCAUCUGGCUGGCGAUCCUCUUCGUCCACAGCGCCUUCCGCCUACUCGCGCUACUGGCUCGGCGGCUGCCCCUGCCUCUCAUUGUCUUGCGUUUCUUCCACCCCGGUCUGUUUCCUGGCUCAGUCAGCGUCCUCGUGCUCGAAGACGCCUCGCUCGCGAGUGCCUCGGACGGUAGCGCCGGAGAGGACGCAGAGGAAACCCCGAAACGGGGUGGCGGCGGCGACUGCGCCACGCGACUCGCCUCGAGACAACCGACAGGCGGAGGUCUCUGCAGCGUCGCCACUUCGUCCGACAGUGCGCAGGCCAGCAUCCUGCUUCGUCGGGGAGGCGCCGAUGCACGGGGUUCGGGGCCUCCUGUCGAGGUGGUCACGCGCGCAGGUACCCGACGCAAGGUGGAAGCGAGCCGGUUUUCCUUCUCGGGUGGCGCGCCGGCGGGCGUUUCCCCUGGACUUCCUUGUGCUCAAGCACGCCAGCCUGUCCGCCAGAAUCCAGUGACGUACAUCCAGCUGCAGACUCACCCCGUCAGCUGGGGCGAGAUCUUGCUGCCUACAGUCAAAGAUGCGUUGGGGCAGACCUUCCAGGUUUUCUCUCCAUCCACGCUCUUAUCCUCGUUUUGUUCUGGCAAGCCGAUCCAUUUUAAAAAGCAGACGAGACCUGCACGAAAGGGACAGACGGCGACCUGA